This is a messenger RNA of Phytophthora infestans T30-4, 1101 nucleotides long. RefSeq names its product Major Facilitator Superfamily (MFS). Gene Ontology annotation, molecular function: transmembrane transporter activity. Gene Ontology annotation, biological process: transmembrane transport. The transcript is spliced from 3 exons. The record is from RefSeq and is a predicted model, not a curated record. Lineage: Eukaryota; Oomycota; Peronosporomycetes; Peronosporales; Peronosporaceae. Gene Ontology annotation, cellular component: membrane. The coding region runs from base 1 to 1101 and encodes 366 amino acids.
AUGCUCGCGAUCUUAUCGAUUCUAAGCGCUAUCAACCAGGCCAUUUGCUACUCAUACGCGCCCAUUGACAGCAUCGUCGAGUCACGAUGGCAGGAACGGAUUCACUCCGAACACCUCAUCACUAUUUAUUUCAUCUCGUACAUUCCGUGCUCUUUCAUUGGCUCCUGGAUCAUAGAUAAAUUCGGUUUGCGCUUUGGUGUUUUACUUGGCGGAUUAUUACAAGCGGGAGGUGCAGGUUUACGGUACUUCUCGUGUUCUCUUGAUAGCGCUCAAGAGCCGUACGUGACAAUACUAGGACAACUACUAGCGUCGUUUGCGAUGCCCUUCAUGGUGAACUCUCCUGCUGUAUUGUCGGCCAACUGGUUCCCUUCAUCUAUGCGAGCCACAGCCACCAGUGUCGCGAUUAACGCCAACGCCAUGGGAACUGCCAUCGUCUAUCUCACCGCCCCAUUCGUGGUAUUAUCAAGUGAGCAAGUCCCGUUCUACAACUUCUGUAUCGCUGUAUUAGCUGGAGGCUCUUGGCUCAUUGCUCUCCUAUUUUUCCAGUCGUAUCCUAAAUCUGGUUCGGAUCAUUUUGUACCCAUUUCACAUUUAGAAGACGACUACGACUGGAGUCAGUGGGCCAACGCAUUCUCGCACAGUGGGUUUAAGCACACUGUAGUGGCGUUUUCUAUGGCAGAAUGUGUGUUGAACGCCAUGUGUGCUUUACUCACAAAGUUUCUGAGUGUCACGGAUUUCUCCACAACUCAGAUUGGCGUCUUUGGCGCAGUUUUUAUCAUCAGUUCGCUUGUUGGAAGUCAAAUAAUCAGUCGAGAAGUGGACAAGAGGAGGAGCCAUAAGGCGGUAUUGCAGCUUUGCUUGCUGCUUGUAGCACUGGGGGUUGCCGUUUUUCGACUGGUACCCAAGGUGGAGAUCCACUUUACGCUUCUUAGUCUGCUAUUUCUCGGGUUUGUAUUGGGACCGGUACAGCCGAUUGCACUGGAGCUGGGAGUGGAGUGUGCUUUCCCGACAAGUGCGGCGACAGUGGCAGCUCUCCAACAAUUAUGCGGGAAUUUCUUGUCGGCUCUUGCAGUUCCUACGUUGACCCGGAGUGGAUUUUAG